Messenger RNA from Didymosphaeria variabile, 996 nucleotides. Its product is annotated as tRNA-His guanylyltransferase. Lineage: Eukaryota; Fungi; Ascomycota; Dothideomycetes; Pleosporales; Didymosphaeriaceae. The record is from RefSeq and is a predicted model, not a curated record. The coding region runs from base 1 to 996 and encodes 331 amino acids. The transcript has a single exon.
AUGCCCUCCCCUUACGUACUGACGCCAGCUGCACACCCUUCACCUACCAUAUCGAACUCGAAGAAACCUGUGAAACCCAUCUCACACUCCGCCAGCGCCUCUCUUUCAACACAUCCGAAGACUUUAGGCCCAUCAUACAGACCUUCCCCAAAACGCAGCCCCAGCAUGUCCGUCCUCGAAGGCGGUCUCUCCCACGGCCCACCCCAAAUCCCCAACGCUUCUCUUCCAUACCCCGAACCAAUCUCCCGAAAACUCUCCCUCCCCUCUCAAAAAUCCUACACUCUCCUUCGUCAAGAGGCCGCAGAAAACCCCACCGGAAGCAACCCCGCGAACACGUCCUCACAGCGCGGGGGAAGAUCACGGACGCCGCCCCACCAACUCAUGACUAUGAAGGAACUUCCUAGUCCACCGACGGGCGAUGACGAUGAUGUCGGUGUCCGUACUUCAGUCAUGGGCUCUGGGCCGCAGCCCUGGGCCCAGAGUCCCCCACCGCCACCUACGAGAGGGUCGGAGUUUUCAGCGGGCGGUUCGAGCGGACACGGCGAGAUGGAGAGUCUGAUCGUGAACCCGGUGAUUCCGCCGAGUCCGCCGGGGGGCUCAAUACGCUCGCACUCACGUACUGGGUCGAGUUAUUCACGAGCUUAUUCGUUUCCUGCGCCGCCUUCAGGACCGUCUAUUGGUGGUGGGAUGGGCGUGGAACAAUUCGCAGCCUUCGAUUGGGGAAGCAAGGAAGAAGUGGGAGAGGCGCCGCCCGAGGUGCCGAAGAAGUCGAAGGGGAGGGCGAAGAAGGGCGAAAAGGGGAAGAAGGUUCUGGGAAUCGAAGAUAGUGGGUGGACGGCCGAAUUAGAGGGACGGCCGAAGCAGCCAAGUAAGACGCAGAAGGAAAAGGAGAGGAAGAAGAGAGGGAAGGCGAAGAUUGUCACGGAGCAUGUGGAUAUUAUUGGGGACACAUUUUGGGAGAGACGGCCGUGGAUCUUGAGUGGCAGGGCGGGGUAA